UGAGCCACCGUGGCCCCUUCAGUGUUAUUACUCGCUAUACUCUUCCCUCCAGAACUGUCUUGAGCAUCUGUCUGCGCGCUCAUCAUGUCAGCAGCUUCUUCUUUCCUCCUCCUCAUCUAUUAAAGCAGACUCGCUCAGUUUCUCGUAGCAAAUUCCGUUUUUCCCGUUUAUUCGCAAGUGUCUGUGAUCAUUCCAGUGUGCGCAUUCACUUCAUUCGCGUCUUUUGGAUGGAAACGCAGUGUGCGCGCGCGGCUCGUGCACAUGUGAGGUAGUAUCAGAUCUCCUUCAGCCUGUCAGACACGCGCGCGCUGUAGGACUGCAUGGUUUUUAUAUUUUGUGUGUGUGAGUGUGAGAUGAAGAUGAGGAGGAGGAUGCGCGCGCGGCCCGCCCACGCAGGACCAUUCCUGACUCUCGCGCUGCGCGUCUAACCGUCGCGCUGAAUACAUCACAUCUAUAAUUCUCGGUGAUGAUGAUGGUUAUGAUGAUGAUGAAGACGACGGUGCAGGAGUAACGGGAUGAAGAUCGCGGGUGGCCGCUCGCACAUCAACCCGCCGCGCGCGCUUCUGUCGCGUUCACCGCGGAGCGAACGAUGAGCGCCGGCGGGAAUCUCUGCGUUACCCUGGAAACGGCGGCGGAGACUCGAGUGAGCGCGGGCCGAGCAGAGAGCACCGACGGGCGGACUGCAGACGGAGGAACGCGGAGCUCCAGCGGAGACCGAAUCAAUGAGCGAUAAUCACGCGUGAAAUACUGAAGAUGAAGAUGAUGAUGAUGAAGCGCCUCUGCAAACUAAAGUUGAGCGCGUAACGACGGACUGAUCUGAGGACAGAUGAAGGAGCGACAGCGGGACUCUCUGAGUGCAGGACACUGAUCAGGAGACCGAACACACACACUCACACACACACACACGCACAGAGCCGCGCUGGGGCCUGACGCCUCGGUCUCUGCUUCGAGCACGCUCGUGCUCGCAGGAAGAGCUUUGCCACGUCGCGGCAGAGAAGCAUGGAAACUCCGCCCACUGCCCCUACACAGCCAUUUCGACAGCCUAGUUUUCUCAGCCGCCGCUUGAAAGGAUCAAUUAAACGAGCAAAGAGUCAACCCAAACUCGACCGCACGGGAAGCUUCCGCCACAUGAUUCUCCCACGAUUCCGCAGUGCUGACCAGGAGAGGACGCGUCUGAUGCAGAGCUUUAAGGAGUCUCACUCUCAUGAGUCUCUGCUGUCUCCGAGCAGCGCGGCCGAGGCUCUGGACCUCACGCUGGACGAGGACGCCAUCAUCAAACCCGUCCACUCCAGCAUCCUCGGCCAGGAGUACUGCUUCGAGGUGACCACGGCGUCAGGAACCAAGUGUUUCGCCUGCCGCUCCGCUGCUGAGAGAGACAAAUGGAUCGAGAAUCUGCAGCGAGCCGUCAAACCAAACAAGGACAACAGUCGUCGUGUGGAUAACGUGCUGAAGUUAUGGAUCAUCGAGGCUCGAGAUCUGCCACCGAAGAAGCGCUACUACUGCGAGCUGUGUCUGGACGACAUGCUGUACGCUCGAACCACCAGCAAACCGCGCACCGACACCGUCUUCUGGGGCGAACACUUCGAGUUCAACAACCUGCCGGCCAUCCGCAGCCUCCGACUGCACCUCUACAAGGAGAACGACAAGAAGAGGAGGAAGGAGAAGAGCACGUAUCUGGGUCUGGUCAGCAUCCCGAUCCCGAGCGUGACGGGUCGUCAGUUUGUGGAGCAGUGGUACCCGCUCAUCCAGCCCAGUGUUCUGGCUAAAGGCGGCGGCGGCGGGGGGAAGAUCAUCAACGCCUCGCUGCGCCUCAAGUCCCGCUUCCAGAGCAUGAACAUCCUGCCCAUGGAGCUCUACAAGGAGUUCGCCGAGUACGUCACCAACAACUACCGCACGCUCUGCGGAGUGCUGGAGCCGCUGCUCAGCGCCAAGAGCAAAGAGGAGGUGGCCUGCGCGCUAGUGCACAUCCUGCAGAGCACUGGGAAGGCCAAGGACUUCCUGUCUGACAUGGCCAUGUGUGAGGUGGAUCGUUUCAUGGACCGUGAGCAUCUGAUCUUCAGAGAAAACACUCUCGCCACUAAAGCCAUCGAGGAGUUCCUGAAGCUCAUCGCACACCGCUACCUGAAGGACACCAUCGGUGAGGGAGAGUUCAUCCGUGCGCUGUACGAGUCUGAGGAGAACUGUGAGGUGGACCCGAUGCGAACGCCUCCGUCAGUGCUGGCCGAUCAUCAGGCUAACCUGCGCAUGUGCUGUGAGCUAGCGCUCUGCAAGAUCAUCAACUCUCACUGCGUGUUUCCCCGUGAGCUGAAGGAGGUGUUUGCGUCGUGGCGUGUGCGCUGUGCUGAGCGCGGCCGAGAGGACAUCGCCGACCGCCUCAUCAGCUCCUCGCUCUUCCUGCGCUUCCUGUGUCCGGCGAUCAUGUCCCCGUCCCUCUUCAACCUGACGCAGGAGUAUCCCUCCGAGCGCACCUCUCGAACCCUCACGCUCAUCGCCAAGGUGGUGCAGAGCCUGGCCAGCUUUUCAAAGUUCAGUGGGAAGGAGGACUAUCUGGGCUUCAUGAAUGAGUUUCUGGAGAUGGAGUGGGGCUCCAUGCAGCAGUUCCUCUACGAGAUCUCCAAUCUGGAGUGUGUGAGUAACGCCGGGGCGUUCGAGGGCUACAUCGACCUGGGCCGCGAGCUCUCCAUCCUGCACAGUCUGCUGUGGGAGGUCAUGGCCCAGCUCAGCAAGGAUGCGAUCCUGAAGCUGGGUCCUCUGCCGCGGCUGCUGAAUGACAUCAGUGUGGCCCUGCGUAACCCUCAGCUGCACAGACAGGCCAGCCACCAGCCACCCGAGCGACACCUGAGCCGGCCUGCGUUCAGCAGACUCGCCACCAAUGACUUCCAGAGCCUCAUGAUGAGAGACCUCAACAGCUCCAUAGACAUCUCUCGACUGCCGUCUCCUACAGCCGGUCUGUCCGGCAGCGGUGUUCUCUCUCACCCGGGCAUGGCUGCGUUCUCAGAGCGAGAUCCCCGCGGCAACAAAGACGUCUUCUAUGUGACCCGCCCACCUCUCGCACGCUCAAGCCCCGCCUACUGCACCAGCAGCUCUGACAUCACUGAGCCAGACCCCAAGGUACUCAGCGUCAAUAAGAGUGUGUCUAUGAUGGACCUGCAGGACUCGCGCAUCAACAGCGUGUCUAACCUGCACUCAGUGAAUGAUCUGCUGAACUCGUCUCAGGGUUCUCUGGCUGGGUUCGGUCCGCUCGGCGGUGCCCCCCUCAGGGCUGGAGGACGCGUGUCUGCGGGCUCGGGCGGCUCCAGCAUGUCUGGCGGUCUGCGUUUGACCACAGACUCUCUGUCGCAGCAGCAACAGCAGGCCGCCGCCGCCAUGCACGUGCCGCUGUCCUUCCAGAACCCUCUGUUCCACCUAGCAUCAGAUGGGCCGCAGUAUCACACACCUCCACACGGGCCCACUGCUGUACCGCCACCGCUGCUGCUGGCGCCCGAGCCAGAGAACGGGCAUGUGGGUUUCGGCGUUCCCACAUUCGCCCACAGUGGGUUCUCCCGCAGUGAAGAUCUGUCAGCGCUGCGGACGCAGAACAGUCUGGUGCAGCCCAACAUCGUGCACUCGCACAGCUACAGCGACGACUUCACACGACACAACCAGGCCGACUACGCCCGCAGACAGCUGUCUCUGCAGGUGCAGGAGAAUCUCCAGCAGCAGGUGCUGAUGGGAAUGACCCCGCAGACGGCCACAGGCACCGGCACUCCUGCUUCUCUGGCCACACCUCCCACCACCAUUCAUCCUGUCCGUCAGGCCUCCAUGGCUCCGCCCCCUCCUCAACGCGCGAAGCCUCAGCCCGCCCACCAGCUGUCCGUCAGCUCGGCUGUAAACUCCACCCCCCCUAAGACCCGCCCACAGAGCGGCAACCUCCUCCAAUCGCCUGAGUCUAGUUUUGGAGGGAGGCAGUUGACAAGGCAGCAGCUGUCAGUCAAGGACAGCCCCGCCCCCGGGUUGCCGCAUCAGUCCAGCAAUGCGUCGGAGAAUCCCGCUCCUCAGAGCGCAGCCAAUGAGAGCACAGAGAAUACGCCGACCAACCAAUCAGCAAAAAACACACAGCAGAGCAACCAACAACACCUGCUCAAGCCAUCCGGGAACAAACAGGGCUCUAAGUCUCCCUCCACCCUGAACCCCACCUCUGCAGCCUCCGAGCGCACCGUGGCCUGGGUCUCCAACAUGCCACAUCUGUCUGCAGACAUCGAGAGUCUGCGCGUGGACAGAGAGGAGUUCAAACUCAAGGAGCACUCCAAGAGCAUGGAUGAGUCCCGCCUGGACCGGGUGCGUGAGUACGAGGAGGAGAUCAACUCCCUGAAGGAGCGUCUGAUGAUGUCCCACCGUAAGCUGGAGGAGUACGAGCGACGGCUACACUCGCAGGAGCAGCAGACCAGCAAGAUUCUGCUGCAGUACCAGAGCCGGCUGGACGACAGCGAGAGGCGCCUGCGGCAGCAGCAGGUGGAGAAGGACUCGCAGAUCAAGGGCAUCAUCAACAGGUUGAUGGCGGUAGAGGAUGAGCUGAGGGGAAGUGGAAUGCCUGACCUCAAAACCAGAAUAUUCACAGAACAGCCGAUUUAUGGUGCCCACUCUGGAACAUGAUUGGCCCCUGCAGGACUAGAGGACAUGUGGCUGAACCUCCACCCAGGAAUGUCUGAUGAUUGGCUGAGAGAGAAGAGAGAGGCGGAGCCAGAGCUGGACGACCAACUUUAACUCUACACACUCUCUCUUUCUUUCUCUUUCUCUCACACACACACAUUAUGAGAGUAUAUAUAUGUUUAUGUAACUGAUAUAUAAAUAUAUAUUCCUCAGAUGUGUCUCUCUCUCUCUCUUUCUCUCUUUCUUCUCAAUUUUUGAGCCAAAUGGACGACAAUCAGCAUCUUUGAGGCCGAAACAAUCACACUGAUAGCACAAAGAAAACCCCGGAGGACAGACUGACGGAGAGGGAGAGAGAGAGGUGUGUGUGUGUGUGUGUGUGUGUGUGUGUUUCUUUAUGAUGCUCUCCUUCUCUUCCCAUUAUCCUCUCUCUCUCUCUCUCUCUCUCUCUCUCUCUCUCUACUGCAGGAGUGUGUUUGUGUACGUGUGUGUGUGUGUGAGUGUGUUUUUGAGCAGUUGCAGCCUCAACUUCCUAAUAAUGACUCAAUAACGAAUCUCGUGUUUUUCAAAUCAUGUUUUGAGGAGCUUUGAUUCUCUCUGAGCCAAUCAGACGCUCAGAAUCCCGCAGGGGGCGGGGCCUCCUCCUGCUCUCCGUGCCUACAGAGCUGAUUGAGAACAGGACACUCGAACUUCUGGAGGGUGUGUGUGUGUGUGUGUGUGUGUGUGUGUGUGUGUGUUUGGAGGACUCCAGCUCUUCAUCUCAUGAUAAUCAGUGGUCUGCUGAAGCUCUUCUCAGAUUAUAGUGAGCCGCUAAACCCAUCGUCACACACUCGCUCUGUUUCCAUCCACAUAUUAUUAUGCACAUUCUGGAUUAUUGCAUAAAAUCAAUGCUUACAGGAAACAUCAGGAUGUGCAAACAUGAUGAAAAUACACCUAAAAACCUGAUGCACAGGACAAACGCAUUAUUCCAUGAGAGAAAACACAUUUAUUGAGUAAAGCCUGCGCUUCAUCAGUCUG
Messenger RNA from Danio rerio (zebrafish), 5643 nucleotides. Lineage: Eukaryota; Metazoa; Chordata; Actinopteri; Cypriniformes; Danionidae. The record is from RefSeq and is a predicted model, not a curated record.